GCAAUUAUUGAAAAAUAAUUUGUAAAAACUAUAAUCAAAAUUGAAUUAAAAUAUGGCGACCAUAAGUUUAACCAAUUAUGAUGGUGCAUAUGAAAACUAUGAAAAAUGUGGAGAAAUACUCAAAUCACCCACAAUAAUUGGUAAACAUCAACAAGAUCAGCAUUAUGCUUUAUUAUGUCUAUUAUGCCAGGAAAUUUGCUUGCAAUUUGAAACAUUUAUUGGACACAUUGAGCAAGAGCAUGGACAUAAUCAUGAACACAUGACGGGAUCUAAAUUGGAGAUAGCUGAAAGUAACACGAUUAAAGAUGAAGAUGUAAAGAUAAUUGAUAAUUGUUAUAAUCAAGGUUACAUAGAAGAAGAUGAAAAGAAUAUUUUCAUGGAUCCUUUGGAAGAACCAGAAGUAAUGUUGGUUGGAGAAAUGCAAGAAAAUGUGAAGGCUUAUUUUAGCAAAGAAGAGCACAGCGUCCGUUUAAAAGCAAAAUAUCCAGAGCAUCGGACACUGAAAGAAGAACCACCAGAAAAAAUUAGAGCGUGUCGGGAUUACAUAGGAUUGGGUGAUAUUGUUUUGAGGAAUGAUGAGGCUGAAAAUUGUGGGUUUGAACAUUCUUUGUCGAUGAGUGAUAAUGAACUAUAUGACGGUGAGCUCAGCAAUUUCCGAAAACACAACUAUUGUAAAUACAAUGACGAUGAAAAUAGCUUGGAUAAUUUUGAUGAAUGUUCUGAUGAGAAUGACAAUAGAAAAUUUAAAUUACCGAAGAAGACGAAGUCGACUGAACUUGACAUUGAUAAAUUUAUGGAAAAGCGUCAAAACGUUUUGAUUUUGUUGGCUGCGUAUGAGCAGCAAGAUGAAUUAUGGGAUAGCACUAGGCCACCCAAGCUGGUAAAUCGUUGUCGUAAAAAAAGGGAAAGGGCUUUGACUAAAAUUGCUGAUGAACUGAAGGAAAAAGUCGGACUUGUCGUGAAUAUCCAGGAUGUUGAUAGAAUUAUCAAAUAUUUGCGUGUGCGUUAUAUUCGUGAGGUGCGCAUACGUUUGCAGUUCAUUAAUAAAGAUGAUUAUAAACCGUUAUGGUUUUAUGAAAAAAUGGAAUUUCUUAAACCUACUUUACCCUUCAUCCAGGAGAUGGAGGAGGAUCAACUUUUAGCUAAACCUGAAUUGAAUAGCGAUCAAAUUAUAAAAUUAAUAGAAAUUUAUAAAAUUCAUAGCUGUUUAUGGGAUGAACAGGAUAUUUAUUAUAAUUCUGAACAGCGUCGCCAGGAAGCGCUGAGAAACAUGUGCCAACAAAUCAAUGAAAAAUUAAAUUUAAAUUAUUUGUUGACUGAUGUUGAGAACAAAAUUGAUUUCAUACAUAAAAUGGUAAAAAAGGAAAAAGAAUCCCAAAUAGAGUAUCAACAACAACGGGAUUGUAGAAGAGCUGCGGAUCCAAUAUAUAAAUCGAGUAAUCGAUUUUAUGACAAUAUAGCGUUCUUGCUGCCGCAUUUGGGUCCAUUUAAAUGCUCGCACUGCCCAAAAAUUAUUUAUCAUAUUAAUACGUUUCGCAUUCACACGGCUAAACAUGAUGGCAGUAAACCGUUCAAAUGUCGUGUUUGUCAAUAUGAAUUUACUCAAAAGCCGGGAUAUGUUAUACACUUGAGGCGUCAUACUCAGGACUUUCCGUUUGUUUGCAAAUUCUGCCAGAAAGGCUUCCCAUGUAAAAAAGAACUCAAAUUGCAUUUUCAAAAUCAUCCCGAAUAUGAAAAGGAAUACAUUUGUGACGUGUGCGGUGACGGUUUUACGCAGCAAAAACUACUGAAUUGGCAUCUGAAAGUGCAUAGUAACACACGUGAUUCCAUAUGUAAUGAAUGCGGCAAAGGAUUCACUAAUUCAAAGCUUUUAUUUCAACAUCGCAGCGUCCAUAGUAAAGAAAAGAGUGUAUGUAAAUUAUGCAGUAAAACAUAUGCUCACUACAGAGGUCUAUCUCGGCACAUGAUUAAAGAUCAUGGUACGACGGUAGCGGCAGUCGCUGCAGUUUUAGGUGAAAAGCCGAAAAAGCGAGUACUUAAUAUAAACGAAAAGAACUCCCAACAUCCAGAAAGAUUACCAAUAACUAAUAGUAUCGCAAAUACUACGACACUUCAAGAGCCAUCCUAGAAAUAAAAUAUAUAUCGAA
Glossina fuscipes is the source of this 2147-nucleotide messenger RNA. RefSeq lists its product as uncharacterized. The record is from RefSeq and is a predicted model, not a curated record. The transcript is spliced from 4 exons. The coding region runs from base 53 to 2128 and encodes 691 amino acids. NCBI's taxonomy places the organism in Eukaryota, Metazoa, Arthropoda, Insecta, Diptera, Glossinidae. Gene Ontology annotation, cellular component: nucleus.